AUCCAAUCAGCGCCCUCGGGUGAAGCCAUCACCUCUGUCCGGUCAACACCACGCUAGUAGACACGUCCAUCCGGAUAAUACUCUUGGAAAUUCGUAGAAAUGUCGGCAGCAGCAACACCCUACGCCCCUGCAUCGGCGCGAGCCUCAGUCCCGCCCACAGGCGCAGCCACGCCAGCCCAUCCACCCCCGGCUUCCGCAACCGCACCGGCACCCCCUGCGCCCUCUGCCUUUGACGUCCUGCCCGACCUCCAUAAGCUGCUUAAGCGCAUCCUCGAGACAUCAGCUCAGCCGCCACCCGCUACUCCUACGCCAGCGCAGCUCUCGCCAGAUGGGCCCCUGGAAAUCCAGCAUGUUGCCACAGCUGCAAAUGAUGUCCGGCUGAAGAUACAAAAAGCGAGACGCGCCGUCUUGUCGUUGCCAGAUAUCGAUCGCUCGUUGCAGGAUCAGGAAGAAGAAAUUGAAGAUCUUGAGGAGCGGAUUGCUCAGCUCAAGGCUUCGCUGAGGGAGCUUGGUCAAUCAGCUGCUUCAGAGGAUCGAGACGGAGACCAGAGUAUGACUGGGUGAGAUGCCGCCGGGACCACGAUUGAUCCGUUCUAGGACCGAUGUCUGUCGAUUAUAUGGACGCGCUUGAUCUAGCACUUACCCAGAACUCGUAAUAUAGAAUAUCCCUUGUGAACAACGAGUGGUUCUCAAGAGGGCCUUGCGUUAGCUGAAAUCAGCGAGAAACAACCUCCAAGCUCUUGCAUAAUGCAUCUACGCGUUAAGCGUACCAGCAGUUGAUAUUCCUGUCAUGGCCUUAGGUGAAAGAUGACAAGUUUAAUUUAGACGCCCCCCGUGUACCAGGCGACUUGUUCUCCAUGAACUCAGUCCAUCUGCUUGGCGGAGGCUAU
Messenger RNA from Bipolaris sorokiniana ND90Pr, 890 nucleotides. RefSeq lists its product as uncharacterized. The record is from RefSeq and is a predicted model, not a curated record. The transcript is spliced from 2 exons. NCBI's taxonomy places the organism in Eukaryota, Fungi, Ascomycota, Dothideomycetes, Pleosporales, Pleosporaceae. The coding region runs from base 100 to 564 and encodes 154 amino acids. Gene Ontology annotation, cellular component: mediator complex. Gene Ontology annotation, biological process: regulation of transcription by RNA polymerase II. Gene Ontology annotation, molecular function: transcription coregulator activity.